UUAGAGGUCCUCUGUAUGUAUGUGAGUUACGAGAGAAAGGGAGGGAGAGAUGGUGAAAGCCUGUACUUCAGUUCUAAUUCUGAUCUCUUCUCUGUUUUCUCUUCUAUUCACCCUUGUCCUUGCAAACAUCUCACCUGGAACAACCCUUAGACCCUCCGAUUCCAACACCACAUGGACAUCUCCAAACAAUACUUUCUCUCUGAGUUUCAUCACCAUCACCUCACCCAACCCACCUUCCUUCGUCGCUGCAAUCUCCUACUACGGCAUUUCAGUCUGGAAAGCCGGCGGCUAUUCCGGCACCGUCGACAUAGAUGGGUCCUUUCAGUUCCUCCAAAACGGCAAUCUCCGUCUUGUCAACGGCAAUGGCAGCGUCAUUUGGGAAUCCGGAACCGCCAAUCGCGGCAUUACAACUGCGACACUCGAUGAUUCAGGUAAUCUCUCCUUGAAGAACGACUCUGUUUCUGUUUGGUCCACUUUCGAUAAUCCAACGGACACAAUUCUUCCGACCCAGAAUUUCACUACUGGGAUGCUUCUCCGAUCUGGGUUGUACUCGUUUAAUCUUCUCGAUACGGGAAAUCUUACACUUAAAUGGAAUAAUAGCAUUGUUUAUUGGAACCCAGCUUUGAAUUCUACUUAUGCGAACUUGACUUCUCCUAGCUUGAGCAUCCAAGCUGUUGGAAUUGUGACGCUUAACGAUCCAACGUUUUCAACCCCUGCUAUUGUGGUUUAUAGCAGUGAUUAUGGAGAGGGAACAGACGUUCUUAGGUUUCUGAAAUUGGAUUCUGAUGGGAAUCUUAGGAUUUACAGCUCUGCUAGGGGUUAUGGUGUGGAGUUUGAGAGAUGGGUUGCUGUUGCUGAUCAGUGUAUGGUUUUUGGGUAUUGCGGUAACAUGGGUGUCUGCCAUUAUAAUGAUAUGGCGCCUGUUUGUGGUUGCCCAUCUGAGAAUUUCGUAUUUGCAGAUCCGAAUGAUACCAGAAAGGGGUGUCAGCGGAAGAUGAAGCUUGAAGAUUGCUCUCGUAGAGCCACUAUGUUGAAACUGGACCAUGCCCAGUUCCUGACUUACCCUCCUGAGCUCUCAUCCCAACUCUUCACUGUGGGGAUUUCUGCUUGUUCGUCGAAUUGCCUUCAAGGGCCCUGCACGGUAUCCACAUCCCUAGCUGAUGGAACUGGAGAGUGUUACAUUAAAACUUCAGACUUUAAUAGUGGGUACAUGUCACCGGCACUUCCUAGUACUUCUUUUGUCAAGGUUUGCAGUCCAGUACUUCCGAACUCGCCUCCAACUGAGGCUGAAAGAGGAGAAAGGACAUGGAAGUUGAAUCCAUGGGUAGUUGUGGUUGUGGUUGCUGUUACUCUUUUGGGCUUGACCCUUCUAGAGGGUGGAUUGUGGUGGUCGUGUUGUAGAAAAAGCCCGAAUUUCGGGGGAUUGUCAACUCAGUAUGCACUUCUUGAAUAUGCUUCCGGUGCACCCGUCCAGUUUAAUUAUAAGGAGCUCCAGCACAUUACUAAGGGGUUCAGGGAGAAGCUUGGAGCCGGAGGUUUUGGGUCUGUACACCAAGGGAUUCUUGCCAAUAGGACGGUGGUUGCAGUGAAACAACUUGAAGGGAUUGAGCAAGGAGAGAAGCAGUUCAAGAUGGAGGUUGCAACUAUAAGUAGUACUCACCAUUUGAAUUUGGUGAGGUUGAUUGGUUUUUGCUCCGAGGGUCGUCACAGGCUGCUAGUUUUAGAGUUCAUGAAAAAUGGGUCCCUUGAUAAUUUCCUCUUCACUUCAAAAGAGCCAUUAGAAAGAUUGUUGGAUUGGAAGGCUCGGUUCAAAAUUGCACUUGGGACUGCAAGGGGGAUCACAUACCUCCAUGAGGAGUGUCGAGACUGUAUUGUCCACUGUGACAUAAAGCCAGAAAAUAUUCUGUUGGAUGAGAAUUACAAUGCUAAGGUCUCAGAUUUUGGCCUUACAAAACUUAUAAAUCCGAAAGACCAUAGGCACCGAACCUUAACAAGUGUUAGAGGGACUAGGGGAUAUUUGGCACCAGAGUGGCUAGCCAACCUUCCAAUGACUUCCAAGUCUGAUGUCUACAGUUAUGGUUUGGUGUUGUUGGAGAUCGUUAGUGGACGAAGGAAUUUCGAAGUCUCAGAGGAUACAGGUCGGAAGAAAUUUUCUCUGUGGGCAUAUGAAGAGUUUGAUAAGGGAAAUGUUGAGAAUAUUGUUGAUAAAAGGCUGACUGAACAUAGGUUGGACAUGGAGCAAGUGAUGCGAGCAAUUCAGGUUAGCUUCUGGUGCAUCCAGGAGCAGCAGUCUCAGAGGCCAAUGAUGGGGAAGGUGGUGCAUAUGCUAGAAGGGAUUAGUGCAAUUGAGAAACCACCAGCACCAAACACCACAGCAAAAGGGUCUGUGAGUGUCACCAGCAUGGAUAACAGUUUUGCUGUCAAUGUCCUCUCCACUCUUGUAACUUCAGUCCCAGCUACCUCCUCAUCUUCCUCACUUCAAGCCAUGGAAAUUUCAUCAUCCCCUACAAGUAUGAACACUGAAAUAACUUCAUCGCCCCUACUACAUCAAAUUGAAGUGAGCCCCUAAAAUCAC
This is a messenger RNA of Telopea speciosissima, 2575 nucleotides long. RefSeq names its product G-type lectin S-receptor-like serine/threonine-protein kinase At1g34300. Gene Ontology annotation, biological process: protein phosphorylation. NCBI's taxonomy places the organism in Eukaryota, Viridiplantae, Streptophyta, Magnoliopsida, Proteales, Proteaceae. The transcript has a single exon. The coding region runs from base 50 to 2569 and encodes 839 amino acids. The record is from RefSeq and is a predicted model, not a curated record. Gene Ontology annotation, molecular function: ATP binding; protein serine/threonine kinase activity.